AUGGUUUUCAGACUAGACCCAUGUGGUGUUGCGUGCAUUCUGAUAACACAGGCACUUGUCGUUUACUCCGACUAUGUUGUUGUCUUCCAUCUAGUACUUCCUGUCCUCAAACAUAGCUUCUGGGCUAUAAUAAAUACAAUCUGUUUUAAUAUCGUGGCUUCUCUCUUAUUAUUCUCCCAUAUGUGUGCUGUUCUAACCGACCCAGGUGUAAUGCCCUUAUAUCAGUAUUCUAUAGAAUACUUAAGCACCCUCCAGAAACCUGAAGGAUGGACUACAUGCAAUAAAUGUGGCAUACAUCGUCCACCACGAGCUCAUCAUUGUCGUAUUUGUCGACGUUGUGUAAGACGAAUGGAUCAUCAUUGUCCAUGGAUCAAUAAUUGUGUUGGUGAAUGUAAUCAAAAGUACUUUAUACAAUUUUUAAUUUAUGUCGGUAUUCUUUGUAUAUAUGCUUUAAUAUUGGUUCUUAUAUGUCGCGCCAUGAUUUCUGCUAGUCUAAAAGAAAAUGUUGGCAGUUCAGAUGUUGUAGUCGUAGCUCAUACAUUUGUUCUUGUUGCCAUAUGCUGCCUUUUUGGAUUGUUUAUCUUAGCUAUUCUAUCCGAUCAGUACAAAUCUAUAGUUGAGGAUACAACAGCUGUUGAAGCUUGGCAGUUACGUGCUCUUUCGCAUUCAUCAGAUACUGAAGCCUGUGCUGCUGGUGGAUUUCGACGAAAACUAUCCAAGCUGACACUGUUUCGUGAAGUAUUUGGAAAUGGUCCAUUAUAUUCUUGGUUAAUCCCCUGCUCGUAUAUAUUCAAACCGUAUCCAAAACAAUAUACCACUGUAUCAAGUAUUAUACACAAUGUAAAUUGUUCUGAUUCUGUUGUCAAUUCAUCAAAUGAUAAUGAAAAGAAGAUGAAGAAUAGAUCAAACUAUACUACUGCUGAUGGUGAUGAUGAUGACAACGGCUCACCACAAACUCAUUUAAUCAAUAAUAACAAUAACAAUACUCAUCAGUAUCAUCAAUAUCCUACAAAUGUCUACAAUGAGCAACAUUCAUUUGCCACAAUUGAAACUGACAGUUCUUCAGCGAGUUAUUGAUUUAUUUUCUUCUUUAUUUUUUUGGUUUGCUGUUAUUAUGAUGACAACAUCCGGUUUGUGAAUGAUGGUGUGUAUAGAAGAAGAGAUGUAUGUGUGUGAGAUGAGUGUUGGUGAUAGUCGGCAAUCUGUCGUCAGCGUCUUCUUUGAAUCAAAUCUAUCAUCUAUCUAUCUGUAUCUGUGUAUGGUGUGAAGUUCCCUUGCCAAUUUGCAUGUAUAGAGCUACAUAUAGACACGCGAAAUGUUCUUAUUAUGCUGUGAGCGUCAUUCACUCGUAUUCUCCUUUUUUUCUC
This is a messenger RNA of Trichobilharzia szidati, 1367 nucleotides long. Lineage: Eukaryota; Metazoa; Platyhelminthes; Trematoda; Strigeidida; Schistosomatidae. The record is from the annotation of a GenBank genome assembly.